AUGGCCAACGACGAAGUAAAGAUUAUCGGAGCAUGGGCGAGUCCCUUUGUGAUGAGGCCGAGGAUCGCUCUAAACCUCAAGUCUGUUCCCUACGAGUUCCUCCAGGAGACGUUUGGGUCUAAGAGCGAGUUGCUUCUCAAAUCAAAUCCGGUUCACAAAAAGAUUCCCGUUCUGCUUCACGGUGACAAACCGGUCUGUGAGUCCAACAUCAUCGUUGAGUACAUCGAUGAGACUUGGAGCUCAUCUGGACCGUCCAUUCUCCCUUCCAAUCCUUACGACCGGGCCAUGGCUCGCUUCUGGGCUGCUUACAUCGACGAAAAGUGGUUUGUGGCUCUAAGAGAUAUCCUAAAAGCUGAAGGAGAAGAAGAGAAGAAAGAGGUGCUAGCUAAAGUGGAAGAAGCGAAUGCGCUUCUCGAGAAGGCCUUCAACGAUUGCAGCAAAGGAAAGCCGUUCUUCAACGGCGAUCACAUCGGUUACCUAGACAUCGCCUUCGGGAGCUUUUUAGGUUGGUUGAGAGUCACCGAGUUGGCAGCUGGUCAUAAAAUUCUCGAUGAGACCAAGACUCCUUCACUGUCCAAAUGGGCAGAGCAGUUCUGUAAUGAUCCAGCUGUGAAACCUGUCAUGCCCGAGACUGCAACGCUCGCUGAAUUCGCUAAGAAGAUCUUUGCCAAGCCGCGGGCCUAA
Microthlaspi erraticum is the source of this 684-nucleotide messenger RNA. The record is from the annotation of a GenBank genome assembly. NCBI's taxonomy places the organism in Eukaryota, Viridiplantae, Streptophyta, Magnoliopsida, Brassicales, Brassicaceae.